UGCAAGUCCCCUGCCUUUCCCAUUUGUUUGUCGAUUCAAUUUUCAUUUUCUCCCUCAAUAAUUUGGAAAAAUACAAAAAGAGAAACCCUUUCUUUAUUAAUUUUUCUGCUUUUUUUUUUUCCGUUAAAUAAAAUUCUCUUAUUUAAUCUCUAAAUAAAUUUACUAAGCUUAAAUUCUUUAUAAUAGCGGGAUACUUGAAUUUCACCUUUGUCACUAACAAGCUUAGUUCAUGUCAGAUUCUAUUGACGGAUUCUCCUAGAAAAGAAGCAGAGAGUCUUUUCUUUGUUCUUCUAAUUCUUUUACUUUGCCUCACAAUUCUCUCUGUUUAUCGAUCAGUUGAAGUAUAAAGUUCUGAUUGUCAAAUAAUUUAUCUGUGUUGGGUGGCACAUAGGAACUGUCAAUUGGUGGUUGAAGGGCUAGAGACUUGGCCCAAUCAGGUCAUUGGUGUUGCUAACUUGAUGAUUUUGCGCUUUAGCCAGUUGCUUCUUUUUUCAACAUGAGCAACCAAUAUGGUGAAGAUCAUGAAGACACAACUGUUGUGGGAUUUGAAGUUCCAAAGUCUCCAGAUUCAAGUUACAACAAUGCCUAUCCUGGGAAUGAAGAUGAUGCUCGAGACCCACCUGCAGUCCCUCCACACCUGCAACAUACCUUGCUUAGCUACCCAGCAAGUGCAGAUACUUCUGAAACUAUCCCUGAGCCGCAAAAUGUAAUUCUCAACCAUCUUUAUAUUGAAAACAGAGAGGCCCCACGCUCUGUGGUGGCACUUGGUUUCACUCAUCGCUUCCGUUCAAAAUAUGUCACUGUUGUGCUAUACAAACCUGUUCAGAGGAGGGGGAGUUCCAGCACUUAAAUAUGCAUAUAGUAUAAACCAUUACUAGUGUUGGUUUGAUUGCUCUGAUUGUGAUGAGAUUAGCCGUGACUCGUGAUUGACUGAAAUACAAAAUUAGACAGAAAGAAUAUUUUAUUGUCUCGCAGCAGCUGGUGGGAUUAUGUUUGUUUCAUUGAAGUUCUCUUCCCCUGAAUUAUCAAUUCUGUCAGCAGGGGAGAAUUGCUAUACAUAUAAAAGUUCUCGAUUCACAUUCUUUU
This is a messenger RNA of Ricinus communis (castor bean), 1086 nucleotides long. RefSeq names its product SNF1-related protein kinase regulatory subunit beta-3. Gene Ontology annotation, molecular function: protein binding. NCBI's taxonomy places the organism in Eukaryota, Viridiplantae, Streptophyta, Magnoliopsida, Malpighiales, Euphorbiaceae. The transcript is spliced from 4 exons. The record is from RefSeq and is a predicted model, not a curated record. The coding region runs from base 497 to 850 and encodes 117 amino acids.